UCAGUGCGGGGUUGGGCACGAGGCUGGGCCCUCCCGAGGCGGGUAUCGGUGGUAACGUGCGUGCGGAGAAGCCUCCUCGGUAGGGCCCGUGCGAGGGGAGCCGGCGGCGGUCCCAUCGGUACAGCUCCGCUCCGCAGCGGCCGCCUGAGCCGCCAUGGCGCAAGCCCUCGCCUCCCCCGGCCUCUUCUCCGACGACGAGGCCGCGGCCUCGCCCGUUCUCGAGUCCACCGCAGCGGGGUUCGGGGCCGACGUGCGCAAGGCCCUGCUGUCGGAGUUCUCUGCCAUCUCGCCCAACCUCGAGGCCUCGCAGCAGGCUGCUGCUGAAGAUAUUAAUGGGAAAUUAAAGGUGUAUCUGAGAGUUCGACCUCUGAAAUCUACAGAGCUGGAGAAAGGGGAAGACCAGGGUUGUGUCUGCAUUGAGAAUUCAGAGACCCUUCUUUUAAGAGCCCCCAAGGACUCCUUCACCAUGCGGAGCACAGAACGUGGAGUGGGACAAGCAGCGCAUAGGUUCUCUUUCACUCAAAUUUUUGGACCAGAUGUGGGGCAGAAAUUGUUCUUUGAUGAGACAAUGAAACAGGUGGUAAAGGACGUACUGGAUGGGCAGAACUGGCUGGUUUACACCUACGGGAUCACCAAUUCAGGGAAGACACACACCAUUCAGGGUAGCAUCAAAGAUGGUGGGAUUCUGCCUCGCUCCUUAGCAGUUAUUUUCAAUAGUGUGGGGGACCGGCUGUACCAAGCCAUGGACCUGAAGCCCUCGCUCUCCAAUGAGGUGAUCUGGCUGGACAGCAGGCAGGUUCGGCAGGAAGAGACCAAGAAACAAACCAUGCUGCGGGGAGGCCUGUGGGAGGAGGAGCUGUUAACACCCCUGAAAAGGAGUCAUAGCGCUGAAUCUCAGCUCCAGGCCACCACCAGUGGCAGCUUUGACAGUGGAGUUGCCGGCCUCUCUUCAUCUAGCCACCUUACCAGCCAUUCAGACAUCAGCCAGACAGAAGAACUGGGCCCUCGCUGGGCUGACUUGGAUUGUGUUUCACUCUCCACCACCAUGGGAGAUGUGCAGUUUUCCAUCUGGGUCUCCUUCUUUGAGAUUUACAAUGAGUUGAUCUACGACUUGUUAGAACCAACUCCACCUGGCCAGAAUCGCAAGAGGCAGACACUGCGGCUCUGCGAAGACCAGACUGGCAACCCCUAUGUGAAAGAUCUAAACUGGAUCAAUGUCCGUGAUGCUGAUGAGGCCUGGAAGCUCCUGAAACUGGGUCGGAAAAACCAGAGUUUUGCUAGCACCCACAUGAACCAGAACUCCAGUCGCAGUCACAGUGUCUUCUCAAUUCGCAUUCUGCACUUGCAAGGAGGUGGCAGUGAAAUUGUUCCCAAAAUCAGCGAGCUCUCCCUGUGUGACCUCGCGGGGUCAGAGCGCUGCAAAGACCAGAAAAGCGGGGACCGAAUGAAAGAAGCGAACAACAUUAAUACUUCCCUCCAUACCCUGGGGCGCUGCAUCGCUGCCCUCCGUCAGAACCAGCAGUCUAAAUUGAAGCAGAUUGUGGUUCCCUUCCGGGACAGCAAGCUAACCCGUGUGUUCCAGGGCUUUUUCACUGGACGUGGGCGCUCUUGCAUGAUUGUCAACAUUAAUCAGUGUGCAUCUACAUAUGAUGAAACCCUGUAUGUAGCCAAGUUCUCAGCCAUCGCCAGCCAGCUUGUUCAGGCUCCUCCUACAAAGGUGGGACUGCCAUCCAUCCAAUCAAUCAUCAAAGAGCACAGCAGGAGAACUAGCCAGGGUCCAGAGGCAGUGGCAAAGGAAGAAGUGGAAUCAGAGGACAGUGAGGAUGAAGCAGAUGUUUCCAUGUAUGAGAAGGAGGACUUGUUGCGUGUGGUAGAAGCUGCACGAGAACUGCUGGUGCAAGAGCGGCAGGAGAAGCUGCAACUAGAAAUGCGUCUGCGUGAGGAGAUCUGCAACGAGAUGCUGGAGCACAUACAACAGAAGGAGCAGUGGUGCAGCCAACAUGUUGAUGCCCAGAAGGAGCUGCUGGAGGAACUGUAUGAGGAUAAGCUGAAUAACCUGAAGGAGUCGCUGACUGACUACUACCAGGAGGAGAUCCAGGAGCGUGAUGAGAAGAUUGAGGAGCUCCAAGCUGCUCUGCAGGUGGCAAAACAAAAACUGGAGAACUUGGAUGCUACGCAGAAAGACUCAGAGCAGCAAGGCUUGCGUCGAUCAAAGCGAGUGGCUGCCUCAUGUGCUCUGCAGCAGGAACUGCUAGAUACUAAAGCCAAACUGGAGCAAUGUCAAAUGGAGUUGAAUACAACAACAGCAGAGCUUCGCAAGUACCAGAAAUUACUGGAGCCACCUCCCUCUGCCAAACCAAUUACUGUGGAUGUAGACAGGAAGCUGGAGGAUGGACAGAAGAAUGUGAGAUUGCUGCGUUCGGAAUUACAAAAACUUGGGGAAUCUCUUCAGUCUGCAGAGAGGGCAUGCUGCCACAGCACAAGUGCUGGGAAACUUCGAGAAACCCUCUGUACCUGUGAUGACAUUCUGGCUAGACAGGACCAAACACUGGCAGAACUGCAGAACAACAUGAUGCUGGUAAAAUUGGAUCUGCGGAAGAAAGCAGCCUGUAUUGCUGAGCAGUACCACACUGUGCAGAAGCUCCAGGCUCCUCCAGUGUCUACCUUAAAGAAAAGGUUCUGUGCCAACAGGGAAAACCUGCAACCUAACCAACCUCCCGGUAAAAAGCCCUUCCUGCACAACUUCCUGACACGUUCAGCUACCCGUCCUGUUGCUGGCAGAGGAUGGCAACUGCGGUCAGUUGCUCUAUGACUUUUCAGAAUGAGAUCCAUGCCCCAUUGUUACUGGAACAGGUGGCAAAUCCAAUGUAAUAGUAUUCUCCUUUAUGUGCUUGUUUAUUAUUGUAGCUGCUUGAGAGCUUAUGUAAACAUUUUUUGGAUAUGUAUGGUUAAACUUUUAAUCAAUACCAAAGUGGACAAAAUGACCUUCUGAAAUUUAAACACUACAAUGAGGAAAAGUUUUAAAAUGUGAAAUAA
This is a messenger RNA of Oxyura jamaicensis (ruddy duck), 3036 nucleotides long. RefSeq names its product kinesin family member 20A (gene KIF20A). The transcript has 18 exons. Bases 155 to 2812 code for a protein of 885 amino acids. The record is from RefSeq and is a predicted model, not a curated record. Gene Ontology annotation, cellular component: nucleus; spindle microtubule. Lineage: Eukaryota; Metazoa; Chordata; Aves; Anseriformes; Anatidae. Gene Ontology annotation, biological process: microtubule-based movement; mitotic spindle assembly. Gene Ontology annotation, molecular function: ATP binding; plus-end-directed microtubule motor activity; microtubule binding.